AUGGCAAAAGACGAAAGGACACCACUGCUGAGAACGAGAAAAGAAAAGAUCCGAAAUUCCAGACUCUUGCUGGCGGUCUUCUCUGCUGUCCUGGGAAACUUCAGCUUCGGGUAUUCCUUGGUGUACCCCUCCCCAGUCCUGCCCGAGCUGCAGGGUUCAGAUUCUGAUCCCAGAUUGAGGAUGAACACUACACAGGCAGCCUUAUUUGGCUCCAUCUACACUCUGGGGGCCGCUGCCGGGGGGCUCGGGUCCAUGUUGCUCAAUGACAUGUUAGGCCGAAAAAUGAGCAUAAUUAUAUCUGCCGUUCCAUCAUCUAUCGGGUACAUGCUGAUGGGAGGGGCUUUCAACUUACGAAUGCUUUAUGUGGGGCGCUUCCUCACAGGUUUAGCUGGAGGAAUGACAGCUUCAUCCAUACCUGUGUACAUCUCUGAAAUCUCCCAUAAGGCAGUGAGAGGGGCUCUGGGUUCCUGUCCUCAGAUCACUGCGGUGUUUGGGUCAUUAACUCUUUACAUACUUGGCUUGUGGGUGCCCUGGCGCUGGUUGGCCAUCGCAGGAGCAGUGCCAGCGGUGAUAAUGGUUGUACUGUUGUCCUUCAUGCCCUCUUCUCCCAGGAGACUGCUGUGUAUCGGCAGAGAGGAGAAAGCAGAACAGGCUCUGCGAUGGCUCAGGGGCCCUGACUAUGACCCCAAUCCAGAGCUCAGUGGAAUACAGCACAGCAUCCGCAUGCAGAAGAAAGUGUCCUGGUCUGAGUUGGGCACACCUGAGUAUUACAAACCAAUCCUUAUCUCUGUUGGGAUGCGCUUCCUCCAGCAGAUGACAGGCAUCACUCCAAUCCUCAUUUACCUGCAAACCAUUUUCACCAAGAGCAAAGUGUCCCUCCCGCCUCAGUAUGAUGCGGCUCUGGUGGGAGUGAUACGACUAUUGUCCGUCUUAUUGGCAGCCAGUUUAAUGGACAAAGCUGGGCGCAAAGCGUUAUUGUACACGUCAAGCAUGCUCAUGUUCCUCUCCUCUCUGACGUUGACGAUCACCUCCCACAGCACUCCUUGCCCUGGCUCUCAGAACAGGACAGCCCUGAACUCCCACUAUGCUCUAGGCAACGGAACUACAGCCCUGGCCCAGACUGAUACGACUCUUAUUCCAGUCAUAAGCACAAUGGUGUUCAUCUUUGGAUACGCCAUGGGCUGGGGCCCCAUCACCUGGCUGCUGAUGUCAGAGGUGUUGCCGCUGGUGACGAGGGGUGUGGCCUCAGGGCUGUGUGUGAUGGUGAGCUGGCUGACGGCCUUCGCGCUCACGUACGCCUUCAGCCACAUGUUGGAUUACGGCCUGUACGUGCCCUACCUGCUCUUCACCGUGGUGUGUGUCCUUGGCUUGCUCUUCACGGCCGUGUGCAUCCCAGAGACCCGCGGGCGCUCGCUGGAGGAGAUUGAGAACUACUUCAGGACGGGACGCUCCUUCACUAUCACCAGCCGCAGCCCCUCCCUGCUGAAUUCCACCUGA
Messenger RNA from Knipowitschia caucasica, 1497 nucleotides. The record is from the annotation of a GenBank genome assembly. NCBI's taxonomy places the organism in Eukaryota, Metazoa, Chordata, Actinopteri, Gobiiformes, Gobiidae.